Sinocyclocheilus grahami is the source of this 1320-nucleotide messenger RNA. RefSeq names its product N-ethylmaleimide-sensitive factor attachment protein, gamma b (gene napgb). The record is from RefSeq and is a predicted model, not a curated record. Gene Ontology annotation, cellular component: SNARE complex; vacuolar membrane. Gene Ontology annotation, biological process: intracellular protein transport. The coding region runs from base 180 to 1115 and encodes 311 amino acids. Lineage: Eukaryota; Metazoa; Chordata; Actinopteri; Cypriniformes; Cyprinidae. The transcript has 12 exons. Gene Ontology annotation, molecular function: soluble NSF attachment protein activity; syntaxin binding.
UGAAUCGCAGAUGUUGAAUGGUGCAUUGCUGCUGCCACUCGGGCUCCCGUAGAAAAACACCGUGACGCGGUUGAGCUCUUGGAGAAAAUCAGGAUAAUCUACGUAACGGUCCAUCCUCAUCCUCAUCCUCAUCCUCAUCCUCAUCCUCAUCCUCCCGAGCAGCGGGUCGGUGUGUCGCCAUGGCCGCGCAGAAGAUCAACGAGGCGCACGAUCACAUCGCGAAAGCCGAGAAAUGCCUGAAGACCAGCAUGACCAAGUGGAAACCUGAUUAUGACGGAGCCGCUUCAGAGAUGGCAAAAGCAGCUGUGGCUUUCAAAAACGCCAAACAGUUUGAACAAGCGAAGGAUGCGUACCUGAUGGAGGCUGAGUACCACACAGAAAACAAAGCACUCUUCCAUGCAGCAAAAGCGUAUGAACAAGCUGGCAUGAUGCUGAAGGACAUGAAGAAAAUGCCUGAAGCCAUUCAGCUGAUCGAGAAGGCCAGCAUCAUGUACGUGGAGAAUGGGACGUCUGGCACUGCUGGAAUAGCCUUGGACAGGGCUGGGAAACUCAUCGAGCCGAUUGAUCUGGAGAAAGCCGUGGACUUGUACCAGAAGGCCGCAUCUGUGUUUGAGAAUGAAGAUCGUCUCAGAGAGGCCGCAGAGCUUCUGGGAAAAGCCUCCAGACUUCUGGUGAGACUGCGCAGGUUGGACGAGGCUGCUGUGUCCCUUCAGAAAGAGAAGAACAUGUACAAGGAAAUUGAGAAUUACCCGACCUGCUUUAAGAAAACCAUCGCUCAAGUGCUGGUUCAUCUCCACAGAGGCGACUUUGUGGCCGCAGACAAGUGUGUCAGAGAAAGUUACAGUCUCCCAGGGUUCAGCGGGAGCGAGGACUGCGUUUCCAUGGAGACGUUACUGGCGGCGUUUGACGAGCAGGACGAGGAUGGGGUGUCACGCGUCUGCAACUCACCUUUACUGAAGUACAUGGACAACGACUAUGCCAAGCUGGCGAUCUCUCUGAAGGUGCCCGGUGGAGGCGGCGGGAAGAAGAAGAAACCUCCUGUUGCUCCUCAAGGGGACAGCGCUGGCCCGCCACCGGCGGAGGAAGAUGACGAUUACGAGGGAGGUUUAUGUUAAUGGAGAGAACACCAUCUGCGUGUGUGUGUGUGUGAACGAGCAUAUCAGUGUUUCCUCCCUGUGUGCAGAGAGUCAUUCUUGAGGAAUUCUGUUCCUGUUUGUCCCGCCUGUAGGAGUGUCCCAAUUUCAUUGCGUUUACACAUCUACACAACUACACACGUGGGCACGAUGAAAACCGGGAGGCUUGUGACUGUCCCAUUGACUG